Messenger RNA from Cuscuta campestris, 3609 nucleotides. Lineage: Eukaryota; Viridiplantae; Streptophyta; Magnoliopsida; Solanales; Convolvulaceae. The record is from the annotation of a GenBank genome assembly.
CGAAACCCUACGCUUGUGUGUGUGCCGACCGGGAGUUUUCGCCGUCCGAUUCGGCGGUGUCUGUUCGUCGAUAGUGCGCCGGAGUCUGGUGUCCGUUAGCCCUCCUCCGUCGUUGUCUUGUUCGUUGUUCGUCGUCGUUGUCUUCUCGUCGCCGGCUCUUCCGAUCGCCGUCCGCCAGUAUGUCCGGUGAAGUCGUCGCCUCCAACCCUAAAAAGACUCUGCUCAUUCAUGAUCCUUCUUCCAUAUAUUACCUUCACCCCUCCGAAGGCCCGGGUAAUUCCUUGACAAAAUAUCUUCUUAAAAGUGACAAUUUUGAUGUAUGGGAGAAGGCGAUCCGUAAUGCUUUAGGUGGUCGUGGGAAAUCUGUUUUCUUGUCAUCCGGAGGUGUUCCUAAACCUACUGAUGAACAGGAAUUGUCUGCAUGGUGUGCUAAUCAUCAAAUUAUUUGUANUAUCCAGCCCAGUAUUGUUUCUCACUCAAUAGCUUAUGAAUUGUGGGAUGAUUUGAAGAAACGCUAUAGUUGUUCUAAUGGGCCUCGUGUGUACCAGUUAAAGUCAGAGUUAAAUUCUUUACGUCAGAAAGGUCAAAGUGUUGUUUCCUACUACAACCAAUUUAUUACUUUGUGGAAUCAAUUGUAUGGCUCCUCUGAUCUUACCGGGGGCUGCCGGUGUGAGGCCGCAGAGGUCAUUCGUACCCGUAUUGAUUGUGACAAAACCGUGGAUUUUUUGCUUGGAUUGGAUGAUGAGCAGUUUGGGAAUAUCGGUUCUCAGAUUAUAGGCACUGAACCGCUGCCCGAUCUCGAUCAUGUGUAUUUUUUGGUUACCCAGGAGGAGCGCCAUCGUCAUAUUGUUCGCACUAGGGACGAUCGCACGGACACCGUUGCUUUCGCUGCCCGAUCCGACAAACGCCCUCUUGUUCCAAACAGGUCUUGUUCGCAUUGUGGUCGCACUAAUCAUACCGUUGAUACAUGUUUUGAGCUCAUCGGUUUUCCAGCACAGUAUGCUCGUGGUGGAGGGCGGGGUCGCGGAAGUGGCCCCACAGGUCGAGGAGGAUCGGCGUCCGGAGGCCGUGGCUCUACUCGGCAUGGCAGCGCCUCUCACACCCCUGCCGGCAGUGGGCAGCCGGCUCAGGGCAGUAGCGGCGGUCCUCCUGCAGCUGUUCAUGCUUCAGUGUCUGACUCGAGUGGCCACCUCAGUGAUCAAAUGUCCCGCUUGAUGUCAAUGUUAGAGGCGUCCGCUUCUCACACAUACACCGGUAAUUCUUCUUCUGAUUGGUUAAUUGAUAGUGGCGCUUCGCAUCACAUGACAGGUUCUCUCACUCACUUAGUCCAUGUUGAGGAUGUUUCCCCUCAUUCUGUCUGUCUCCCUGAUGGGUCUCGUGUCCAGGACCGUUCGUCGAAGAUGGUGAUUAGACAGGGUGAUUUGCGAAAUGGUGUGUAUGUUUUUGCAUCUGUUCCUGUGUCAGCUCUCGUAGCCAAUCUUGAUCCUUUUGUUCUUCAUCAACGGCUAGGCCACCCUUCCGUUGACGUUCUUUCGUUUCUUGGUACCAAUAAAACACAGUCUGUUGUUCACAAAUUCCAAACUUUGGCUCGUGGUUGGACGAGACGUAACACCCCUGCUUCCGCCCAGACGAUGGAGAGGAGUGACCACCCUGAACAAGGCAUGAUCGUUCCUGUCAAUGGGCUGGAAACAGCAUUGAAUAAUGUGGCUAACAUGAUGGCCAACAUUAUGGAACGCUUGGAUCAGGCCCUCCCUAGCCCAUCCGGUACCCGGAAUGUCCCUGCCGGGCAGCCCCGCCAGACAGUUGAUAGCAAGGUUACGGACUGGGUAAAUCACAUUCCUGCCAGAUCGAUCCGAACUUGGGAUGAGUUGGGAUUGCGAUUCCUAGAGCAUUUUGCAGGGAAUUGCAAUCCCAAGAAGCAUUUCACUCACUUGGCUUUGGUGCGGCAGAAGCACGGAGAGUCUUUAAAGAAUUUCUUAGUCCGAUGGAGAAAAGAAUCCAUAGAGGUUGAAGGAACCGAUGAUAAAUCCAGGUUAGCCAUGUUCACGGCGGCUCUACAAGAUGGUCUCCUUCAUACUGAUCUUACAACUCAUCCCUCGGAUACCUUUGAAGAAGCAAUGGUCCGGGCCGGAAGGUAUGUGACCCUGGAGGAGAGGAAUGAGGAAAAGAAAGAGAAGACUCCCAAAGAAGAAAAGAAGGCGGGAAACAAGAAGCCUUUCAAGAAUAAGAAGGGAUCCCAAAGAGUGUCCCGGGCGUGGUAUUUGAAGGCAACUAAACAACCUAUCAAGUACGAUACCCAAGUGGGGGAGGUGACCGCACAGCUCUUAAGGGCUGAGGAGAGACGUCCCAGAGUGGAAGUUGCAGGCGACAUAGAGGAGGUUGAACUAGAGCCGGGCACGCCGGGAUGGUUGGUCAGAAUUGGAAAGGACCUGGGGGCUGAACUCAGGUCGCGAGUGAUCUCUGUUCUUAGAAGGUUCAGGAAGGUCUUUGCGUGGAGUCCGGCUGAUAUGCCGGGGCUGGAUCACAAGAUUGCAGUUCAUCGCUUCAAUGGCCCAUACUCAAUCUCCAGAAGGGCGAUAAUCCAGAGAUAUUUCUGGCCAACAAUGAGGAAGGAUUGUGAGGAGUAUGUGCGCAAGUGCCCAACUUGUCAGCAGUUCCAGAAUGUGCCCAGGAGACCAGCCACAAACUACACGCCCAUCAGCUCUGUAAUCCCUUUCUCCAGGUGGGGGAUCGAUAUCGUGGGAGCCCUGCCAAAAGGAAUUGAACAGGCAAGAUGGAUAGUGGUGGCCAUUGAUUAUUUUACCAAAUGGGUGGAGGCUGAGCCACUUGCCAGGAUCACAGAGAGGCAGAUGAUCGACUUUGUGGGAACCAAUAUACUUUGUAGGACAACUCCAAGAAGGGCUACGGGUGACACUCCUUUUGGCUUAGCCUAUGGUUUUGAAGCCCGGGCACCAGCUAAGACAGUGAUCCCAACCAGAAGAGAAAUGGAAUAUGACCCAGAAGUGAACGAACAAAAUCAGGCCAUAGAGCUGAACUUUGUAGAGGAACGAAGGGAUAAAGCGCGAAUCCGGGCAGAGAAUUAUUGUCGUCAGGUGAAAUCUUACUUUGACAGUAGGGUGAAACCGAGCGAGUUCCAGGUGGGGGAUUACGUCUUGAGGAAGCGAGAGAAGAGUCAACCAACUAAGGGUGGAAAGCUGGCCAAAAAGUAUGAAGGACCUUAUAUAUUCACGGCCGUGGUCCACCUAGGUACCUACGAAUUGGUGACUCCAAAGGGAAAAGAAAUUGAUAUGACGUGGAAUGUAGAGCACUUGGUCAAAUUGUGUCAGUAAAAUUGUUUUGUAAAGCAUCCUAUUUUGGUUUAAGGCAUUAAUUUUAAUGAAAAAUUUCUUUCCUCUAAGCCAAGUGUCUUUGCAAAUUCCAUUGUUCUGUAAAUUUCUUUAAAAAAAGGGGGAAGACCACCCCCGGGAGAAAUAAACCCACAUUACAAGGAGGUAGAUAAGUUUAUGCCAACUGCUAAAGAUAGGGGAGGUAGAUAAAUUUAUGCCCCCCCCCCCCCCCCGGAGGUAGAUAAGUUUAUGCCUCCGUCAAAUAUAAAGGAAGGGUUGGGAU